Molecule: messenger RNA, 1227 nt
Organism: Aureobasidium pullulans EXF-150
Lineage: Eukaryota; Fungi; Ascomycota; Dothideomycetes; Dothideales; Saccotheciaceae
Product: FAD/NAD(P)-binding domain-containing protein
Exons: 1
Coding region: 1-1227 (408 amino acids)
Molecular function (GO): FAD binding; monooxygenase activity
Source: RefSeq, a predicted model, not a curated record
AUGAACAACAGUCAAUGGCGCCCGGGAAAGCGUGUCGCUAUCGUUGGAGGAGGUCCAGGUGGUGUCUCAGCCGCCCUCGGCUUCAUAAGCAGAGGCUACGACGUUCGCAUCUAUGAGCGACGAUCCGAUUGCAAACCCAUUGGCGGAGGUGUACUGUUGGCAACUCCAGUACUUGCAAUUCUACGGUCUCAUGGAGUCAACAUCGAUAACUUCGGCCUGCCUACCACCACCUGGUUCAGAAAUCAACAAGGCCAUGAGCGUGCGGAAAUCCCAUUCAACCAUGAAGUCGAGAAGCGUAUGGGGAUCAAAGACUGGCACUACGGCAUGUUACGAUCUGGAGGCUUCGCAAAGAUUCUCGAGCGUGUUCCUGAAGGCGUCAUUCGACCAAAUCACAAUUUCAUCGCUUAUAAAGAACUGCACGAGGAAAAUGAAGUCGAGAUCGAAUUCGAAGGUGGAUACACAUGCAGGGCUGAUAUCCUUGUCGCUGCAGAUGGCAUCAGAUCCGGAGUUGCACGCCAGGCCUUUGGCGACCCGCAACUUUUUCACACCGGCAUUCGCGUUUAUCUUGCUUGGUGCGAUCAGCUGCCAGAUAUCCCGCCAGCGUGCGGAGCCCUGUAUCAUUCUAAGGAACACCAAGCUUCAUUCUUUCCUAUGCUUCACGACGGUAAAGCAGGCUACGAGUGGUGGCUAGUAGAGCCGUCAUACGAUGGCAAGCCACUGCCAUCAGAUAUCGAAGCCCAUGUCCGGAAUAUCCUAGGCACUUUCGCAGAUCCCCUGCCUCGCUUUGCCGACGCUACCAAUUUUGACACCCAGGUCUAUCGUUGGGAAGUUUAUAACAGGCCCUCGCUGAAGAAAUGGUCAGCUGGCCGAGUCGUCGGCCUCGGCGAUGCAGUACAUCCAGUAUCGCCCUAUGCAGCUUACGGGAUGGGCAUGGCCAUCGAGGAUGGCUACUAUCUUGCGCGUUCACUGGAAAGUGUCGAUCUGCGUGACAUCAAAGCGGUUAAUGCAGGCUUCGAGAUAUUCGAAGGUCACAGAGUCAACUAUGUCAACCACAAUGUCGAGUUCGCACGGUUCUUGGGAAAGUUCUUCCACAAUUUGCCGUACCCUCUUGCUUGGAUCCGGGAUCUGGUAUUGGAUUAUACGCCCAUCUUGCAGUGGCUCUUGUCCAAGGAGUAUAUAGACAUGGCAGAGUUGUCAACAGCUACCCUGAGGGAGCUUGAGGUGUAA